Molecule: messenger RNA, 1634 nt
Organism: Populus nigra (black poplar)
Lineage: Eukaryota; Viridiplantae; Streptophyta; Magnoliopsida; Malpighiales; Salicaceae
Exons: 2
Coding region: 1146-1634 (162 amino acids)
Source: RefSeq, a predicted model, not a curated record
UCCAAUUAAGAGUUUAAUUGGAGAAUUGAUAAGUUUUGAGACUUAAUUAAGCUUGAAAUUAAUUUAAUUCAUCCAAUUAAGAGUUUAAUUGGAGAAUUGAUAAGUUUUGAGACCCAAUUAAGCUUGAAAUUAAUUUAAUUCAUCCAAUUAAGAGUUUAAUUGGAGAAUUGAUAAGUUUUCAGACUUAAUUAAGCUUGAAAUUAAUUUAAUUCAUCCAAUCAAGGGUUUAAUUGGAGAAUUGAUAAGUUUUAGACUUAAUUGGACUUUGGAUUUAAUUAAAUUAAUGAAAUCAGGGACUUAAUUGAAGAAAUUUCAAAGUUUAGGGUUUAAUUAGGGUCUAAAUUGCAAAAAUUAAAAUCCAAGGACUAGCUUGAAAAUAGCACGGAAAUGCAAGGAUCCAAUUACAUUUUAACCAGGGGCUUGAUUGCAAAAUUACAAGAAUUACAAGGACCGAAUUGAAAGCAGCCUUUAGAACUGGAAAACGGAGUCGUAUUGCAGCGACUGUUCACCGUCUUCUUGCUCUGCAACGGCUCCGCCAUUAAGGCAGAGACGUUUCAUCCGUUGGCAGCAACGCUUACGUUUGAUCAUGGAAGGCGGCCAGUUACAUGGCAUUUAGGAGGCGACCGUUACAGCGCUAAUCGAUCUCUGGCCUUAUAAAAGCUGGGCAAAGGCAAACUCGCAGGGGGGUCAAAAACAGAGAGGAGAAAAAGAAAAAAAUGGGGAAGGGAACUGAACAAAAAGAGAGAAGAAAAACCCAAUAGACAGGGGAGUGGGGAAGCUAAAACCCAGACUCGAAAAACCACAAAGACUGAGAGGAGAAAAAAAAAGGAAAAAAAGAAGAAGGCAAAACAGAGAGACGGAGAUACAGGGAACGAAAGAAAAACUGGGAGAGACAGAGGACAGAAACCCAUAAAACAGAGACCAAUACAAGCAGUAAACCCAGAAAACCAACACUAAUAUCAUUGUCUUCAAUCGCCCCCUCCUGCAAACCAAAAAAGCGAAGGACCCAAGCAGCAAGCCGUGACCUUCAUCAUCACCGAAACAAAAGGAAAACAGAAAGGGGAAGGUCAUACACAGACGAUAGCAAAAUCACUGUGCCGCAAGCCUCCUCGCAAUCUCCAGAAGCAGGACUUUCGGGUGACAUAAUGACCAUUAUUCGAGAGGUAACCACUGUUGAGUAUGGACUCGAAUCUGAAUCCUUGCAAAUGACCGAGGGAGACUGCCCUAGACCAAAUACCAGUGGGACACCGCUACUCAAAGAUGUCAGGUGCAUAAUAAAUGACACUAGCAGAUUGUUUUCACUCACUAAGUAUCAGAUAGAUGAAGCAGAAUUUGCUAUGAAGUAUGGGAGGAUUUUGCACCUUUUGAAGGUGCCAGUUUUGCCAUCAGCUAUAAAAGCCAUGAUACAUUUUUGGGAUCCUGAUUACCAUUGUUUUACUUUCCGAAACGUCGACAUGACACCUACCAUUGAAGAGUAUAGUUUGUUGACUGAAUUCCCUGAAUAUGCCUACAAAGUGUACUUCCGCCAGAGAAUUGACGACACCAUGGAUGAGCUUGCCAAAUUGCUAGGGAUUCCUCAGCUAAUACCAUAUAGAGAGAAAGAUAACUCUGGGGUCUUAGAUGGAAACGACUAA